AUGUGCGGCGCCGAUCACAAGCCAAGCUACCAUCGAGAGUUGAACCUUCUCCUUGUAGCCAAUCUGCAUCGAAAUCAUCGUCCUACCAAGCUUCUGUUUUCAACGAGAAUGAAGGCAUCGACAUUGCGCCUAUGCACACACGUCGAAGAAGAGAGGUCGGCUUUCCUGGUGAACCACGACAAUAAAAAAGUGGGUGGCACCAAUACCAGGUCUCCCGUGCCUGACUGGCUUGUACGAAAUCGAGAAUUCGCCAAGAUAGAGGCCAAUCAUUUCAGGCUUGAUCUCGACUGGAUUGAAAGUUUUGCCAUUGUACACUCCAAGUACGCUACCAAUCAUCUCCGGCACAAUUAUCAUGUUCCUAAGGUGAGUCCUCACCAGUGCAGGUUUCUCGCCAGCUGGAGCCUCACUUUACCUUCUUCUGGCACGGGCACUGAAGAGCUUGACGAGCUCAUCAGUGGACAUAUCAAGGAGAGCAUCGAGGUCGACUCCCCUGAAGCUGAACUUCUUGAACGUCCUCUUCUUCGGCUGCCCCGCCGCCAACGCGGUCUCGACAUCCGCCUGAAAACACACGAAAAACGCACACUGUAA
Molecule: messenger RNA, 588 nt
Organism: Striga asiatica
Lineage: Eukaryota; Viridiplantae; Streptophyta; Magnoliopsida; Lamiales; Orobanchaceae
Source: the annotation of a GenBank genome assembly